Betta splendens (Siamese fighting fish) is the source of this 3113-nucleotide messenger RNA. It is a transcript of the gene dnajb6b, whose product is annotated as DnaJ heat shock protein family (Hsp40) member B6b. Gene Ontology annotation, cellular component: cytosol; endoplasmic reticulum membrane. Gene Ontology annotation, biological process: protein refolding; positive regulation of proteasomal ubiquitin-dependent protein catabolic process. The transcript has 12 exons. The coding region runs from base 343 to 1314 and encodes 323 amino acids. Gene Ontology annotation, molecular function: ATPase activator activity; Hsp70 protein binding. The record is from RefSeq and is a predicted model, not a curated record. Lineage: Eukaryota; Metazoa; Chordata; Actinopteri; Anabantiformes; Osphronemidae.
UGCAGAAACCUGUUUAUACUACAAACAAAAAGCGGCUGUCAAAGGUGGAGCUUUACCUCAUUUAUGGCAGCGUUCAUCUAGUGAGUAACUCCGGCUCAAACCACCCUCGGUCGGGUUUGUGCAUUUGGUGACUCUCUGAUGUCCGACAAUCCGUGAAAGCAGCACCGUGGGCUGGCCGACAUCUGUGGCAGCUUCGGCAGCAGCGUCCGUACACAGUUUCCGCACUGAGGCUCAGACAGGCGGACAUCGGUAACAAUACUCGGCUGAGUUGGACACAUUGAAGCAGAAACAACGUAGGGAACCCCCACCAAACACAGCAGCCACAAACACACAGAAGGAGCCAUGGUGGAGUACUACCAGAUACUAGGAGUCCAGAAAAAUGCAACGCAGGAGGACAUCAAAAAAGCUUACAGAAAAUUGGCAUUGAAAUGGCAUCCAGACAAAAACCCAGACAACAAGGAGGAGGCAGAGAGGAAGUUCAAAGAGUUGUCAGAGGCAUAUGAGGUUCUCUCAGAUGAGCAGAAGAGGAAUAUUUAUGACCGAUAUGGCAAAGAAGGCCUUUCAGGAGGUGGAGGUGGAGGAGGUGGAGGAGGAGGCCAUUACGGUGACUUCGGCAACUUUGUAUUCCGAAAUCCUGAGGACGUUUUCCGGGAAUUCUUUGGAGGCAGAGAUCCUUUUGCAGAUUUGUUUGCUGAUGACCCCUUUGACGAUUUCUUCGGAGGCGGGCGCAGUCGCCAUCGGGACGCAGGCCGUAACCGCAUGGGCGGCUCAGUCUUUGGCUUUGGGGGCUUCCCAGGCUUCAGUUCUAGCUUUGCCGGUUUCGAUUCAGGUUUCACUUCAUUUGGAGACAUGGGAGGAGGAGGUAUCACCUCUUUCAGUUCUUCAUCCUUUGGUGGCGGAGGGGGGAUGGGAAACUUCAGAUCUGUCUCCACCUCCACUAAGUUCAUCAACGGCAGAAAGAUUACUACGAAACGCAUUGUGGAGAACGGCCAGGAGCGCGUGGAAGUGGAGGAGGACGGCCAGUUAAAGUCUCUAACAGUAAAUGACGUCACAGCUGAAGAGCCCUUGGACAAAGAAUGCUGUCGUCGGAGACCCAAUGCACUUCCUGGCUUCGGUUUGCAUCAGCGCUACCUAAGAAACUCCGCCCAAAACCCUCUGGAGGAAGAGGAGGAGCAUGUCCCACAGAGCCAUGGACUAAUGAGAGGACACACAGACACCAAGAGGAAGAAACUGUGGUUGAAAGAGGCAGAGUCCAAAAAGAAACGAGCUCCUCGUCUCUUCCCGCGUUUCGGCGGAUUCGGUGCAUUUUUUUAAUCACUGGUCACACACACAACUACGCCGAACUCUCUUCCUCGGCGGCUUGAGGAGACCUCACCUACAGUGGACCUCUGUGUCUGACGAGCAUCUUUAGUAGUGACGCUUUGGCUGUAUUUGUGACAGGUCGGCGCUCUGGAUGCAGAGGGAGCGUUCAAAACCCUACUGAACCACACAUGGCCGGACCUUUCCACCUCCUACAGCAUGCUUUGAGAGAGAGUUCCGCUUUGUCAUAAGCAUGAAAAUUACUGCGCUAAUCUUUUUUGAGUCAAGACGAGGGGGGGGGGGUGGAUAACAACGUGAGAACCCUUUAAAAGCACCAUCUCCCCUACCCCAACCGCUAAAGAGUGAAAAAUAGUUAUUAAACACCCUCAAGUCAUUAUUUUGUCACUUCUCUUUGUACUGAGUGGCUUCAGGAAUGUGACAUCUUUGUAGCUUCCUUUGUUUUAUUUGCUCUUGACAGAUUCUUCUUUUUUUUUACAAAUAAAUGCUUAAAGAAAAACAUGUCCCAGUCGAAGCUAUACAAAGUACUUUGUAUCAUAUUAUAUUGCUCAUCUCAUCUUUAUUAUAAUUUGCUGUGUGGAGGCCAUCCAUAACCUUUAAACUAAAGGCGUAUUUAGUUAUAUCUUUCAAAAGGUUCCUUAAUAAACCCAGAGUGAGCAUUUGUUAACUUGUGCCUCUCUAACAUAUCGUGUAAGAACAUCAAACAAGAGGUUGCGAUCUAAAAGCUCCAACCUUGAGAAACGUUUCGCUUGAGGAAGAGUAAACCUGAUUGUUUGUUUAGAGUGCAAUGCACAGGCAACAAUGAAAAGUUUACACCUAAUUUCUUAGCUCCGCUGUUUGGUCCCCACUAAGAGGUUACCACCAGUGUCUGCCUGAAAGGUCAACUUUCACCAUAGUGGAGCCGCUCCUCUGUAAAAUCAACAGCUCGGUCAACUGGAACGAUGCUAAAACGCUCUGUCCAGUUGAAGGGAGCUGCAGAGUUUUGCAAUAGUUCUCUGUGACAGUCGGUUGAUGAUAAAAUGCUAAUUACAGCAGCUUUAAUUAAAUUGAUCCCAAGCAAUUGCAUCAACAAAACCUCAACUCUGUACAGUACGAGGUGUAAGCCUCAAAAAUGGCCAAGUCUUAAUCGAUAUCCUUUAUUUGCUCUAAGGCCGGGUCUCAUCUGAGCUGCAGCAUCCUCGUACGUACCUGCUGUGUGCUUUCUUACCAACUCUUCCCUGAGUAAUUGAAGCAGGACCCAAACACCGGGGAUUUUCCUGUCACAUGGCUGAGCCCUGGAAGGCGCAGUAUUCACAGAUUAUUUUCAAUCAGCCUGCAGUGUUUUGUAUUAUUCAUGUAGCAGAACGCAUGCACAUGACCCAGCAACUCAUUUGGCCCUUGUUUCCAUGCAGCCAGCAGUCUCUAAGGGUUUAAUUAGCCGGUGUCGAGGCAGUGGCCCAUCUCUCCCUCCACCGCCGUACUUUCACGCAGCCAAAGUCAUCUCCCAGCUGCCUCUGACUCCUCAGACACGGCGAAGUCCUCCGUCCACUUCCACUCGGAGGACUUCUACCUCCCGGGGAGCGACGAGCCGCUCGCUGUCAGCCGCUGUCAGCCGCCGUCUGCCUCCGCUUUAAAGACAGGAUCACCCGCUUCCACCUGAGAGAAAGAAAAGAUGGAGACGUUGUUGGGUUCCGGGUGUGAGGACAAAAAUAAAACCAGACACUGGCUCUUCUUUGUAUGUUGCAUAUUUUAUUAUUAAAACAACAAAAUUAUUUUUUAGUUUUCUCUGUUAAUAAAAAAGCCAACUUUGCUCUUGG